AUGAAACAGCUCAAUUCAGUUCGUGAAGAAGGACGCGACAUGGUCAAGCAGAAGAACAAUGGGAAAGGAAAUUCGAACGAAGGAAAAAGUUUUUUUGUCCUGUCGUCUUUAACGUCUUCACUUCCAUGUAAGCAGAAAAAAUCUGUUUACCACCUUGGGCAAGAUGAAAAAUACUUUAGUGCUUUUCCCAGGGCAAGGAAAAUCGUAAAAGCACAAAAAUUAUUUUACAGAAAACAUUUCGCCUGUUGA
Molecule: messenger RNA, 249 nt
Organism: Clunio marinus
Lineage: Eukaryota; Metazoa; Arthropoda; Insecta; Diptera; Chironomidae
Source: the annotation of a GenBank genome assembly